AUGCCUUCACCAUCAGACUCUAGCAGCGUGGCUUCAGCCUCGGGGUCUCGAGGCUGGUCGGACAGCCGCCGUGGCAUGUCAGGCCGGGGGCCAGGUGGUGCACGGCUGCUCCUGUACUUGGGGCUGUGCCACCUGGGCCUGGGUGCCAUGGUCUUGGCCUUCUCUUUCACCAGCAUGGCCUUCACCUCCUCAGCACGUGUGAGGCAGUCCUGCCCAUUCUGGGCUGGGUUCUUUGUGGUGGCAUCAGGGAUAGUUGGAAUAAUCUCAUGGAGACGACCUUUAACGUUGGUGGUGUCACUGUUCAUGCUGCUGUCUGCAGUGUGUGUGAUCCUCAGUCUGGCCGGCUCAAUGCUCUCCUGUCAGAAUGCACAGAUGGUCAAGUCCAUGCUCACCUGCCAGGUGGAGAAUGGUCUCUGUGUGUGUUGUGCUCACUCCUGCUCCAUCACAGAGGAGGAGGCCCUGGUGCUCUACCUGAAUGCUGACUGCCACUCAGUCAGACAUCAGCUGAAGGACCUUUUGUUCAGUGCAUGUGGUCUCAGCAUUCUUUCCACCAUCAUCUGUACUCUGUCCACUGUGACCUGCAGUAUCCACAUAUUCUCGCUGGACCUUGUGCACCUGUUGGCACCACAUCGCUCUCGCUCCGUCAACCCAGAGUGCACCACUCCUCAGGACGCCUUCCUGACGAACAUCAUGGACUUUGAGGAGUUUGUUCCACCCAUCCCUCCGCCCCCCUACUAUCCUCCUGAGUACACCUGCAGCUCUGAGACAGACGCUCAGAGCAUUACAUAUAAUGGCUCUAUGGAGAGCCCUGUUCCCCUCUACCCCACUGAUUGCCCCCCUCCUUAUGAAGCCGUGAUGGGACAAAGAGCUGCCAGCCAGGCAACAAUGUUCGACCCCCAUGGCACUGAGCUGUCUGGAGAGAGAGGAACGUCCACUGCCUUCAGCGGAGAGGUGUCCAUGGACAGUGGCUCUCUGUUGAUGUCAGAGAUUGUGGACAUCCCUGAUGAUUCCUCCCCUUCUGAGGACUCCUGUCUGAUGGAGGUGGGUCUGAGGUGCAACAGGACUGCUGGUGAGGGUGGAGAAGGGGGAGAUGGAGGGGAGCACUUCGGCUUCCGUGGUCCCCCGUCCCAAACACCAGAGAGUCCACUGGCAGGAGGACCAAGAGCCAGGCGCUUUCUCAGAGGAGAGAGGUCGAACUCCUGCUCUUCACCCAGCACAGCUACCACCACAUACAGGUCUCCAGUAUUGCGUCGCCAGGCCAUGCUGGCUAGUAGCUGCUCCCAGCUAGAAGCAAUAGGGGGCUCCUCCUCUCAACAGCAAUCCUCCAUCCCAGAGGUUCGAGUUCGCCCCUCCACUCCUUCACACCAAGGAGCUGGCACCGACUCCUCAGCUGCCCAUACUUCAUCGUCCUCAGCUGCCAGUGAGCAGCCUGGUGGUCAGGGUAGUGGGCCGCCCCUCCCGCGUCAACCUUUGUAUCUUCGACGAAGGGCUGGGAAGAAUGAGAAAGAUGGAGAGAGUGUGAGAAGGGAUAGCGAAGGGCUCCUACGCCUUGUGAGGUCACACAGUGAGCCAGGCCUCGGCUCCUCUACUGAUACAGUUGACUUUGGCUCAGGGGGCAGCAAGGCAUCUACAGACACAGGUCCAUCCUCUGAGGCUUUUCUGUUGCCCCGCACUCUGCCUCCUGCUGCAGCUUUGCCAAGGAAAGAAAGCAUGAAAUCAACUGCAACAGGGGUGCAGGUUCCCUCCAAACCACCCACCUCCCCACUGCGUUUACCAAAAGAUUGCCACCGUUCCCUUGGGGACCUUAAGGUGACUCGUGUUCUGAUGGCUCGCUUCCUGCAGCGCUCUAAACGCAACCUUGCACCCUCCUCCGAGCAUGUUGGUAGCACAGGGCAGGGGCCUAAGAGGAGAAAUGGAGCUGAGGGUGCUGCCACUAACCACCUGCCCUUGGAACAAGUUCUGCGGACCCCUUGGAGUACCAGCCGAGGACACCCCAACCAUCAUUCCCAUCACCCUCAUCACCGUGGACACCAUCAUUCCCAUAGUGACAGUCGACACAACCGGCAUCACAGCAGCCGAGCCCCAGAAGGGAUCCACCUGCGCAGCUGUGGAGAUUUAAGCUCCUCUUCCUCAGUGUCGCUACUGCGAUUAGUGACGCCUCAUCUACCACAUGGGUCAUCAGGAGCUCUCUACUCAGAGUCUGCACUGUAA
Molecule: messenger RNA, 2211 nt
Organism: Scomber scombrus (Atlantic mackerel)
Lineage: Eukaryota; Metazoa; Chordata; Actinopteri; Scombriformes; Scombridae
Gene: entrep3
Product: family with sequence similarity 189 member B
Exons: 14
Coding region: 1-2211 (736 amino acids)
Cellular component (GO): membrane
Source: RefSeq, a predicted model, not a curated record